ACGAGGAGAGCAGGUCCUCCGGAGCAGAACCCCCCCCCCUUUUCCCCGUCUCUUCCUGCGAGAGGGGGGUUGCUUUCCACUUUCUCCUUUCCAAGAGCUUCCUCGCUGCCCCUCGUGGGAUCCGGAUUUCCUAACACCUCUACUUAGGACAGACAGAACGGGGCAGAAGACCAAGGGGCUCCUGCCGAUCUCUUGGGAGGUUCCUGAGAGCUCAGAUGGAUGAGCAAGACUCAGCUGGUGCUGAAGUGGGAAGAGGCCAUGCCAUCAACACUGGGAGCAGUGGGGGAUUCUGGGAAAGCUCCAUGCAGAAGAUCUUGCGUGAGGAGGACACCCUCUGCUCAGAUAUGAAGAGCCAGCAGCUCAGGCAGUUCUGCUACCAGGAGGCCAAAGGACCCCGUGAGGUUUGCAGCCGACUCCACCACCUUUAUUAUCAGUGGCUGAAGCCAGAAAGGCACACAAAAGCUGAGAUGCUGGACCUGGUGAUCUUGGAGCAGUUCCUGGCUGUCCUUCCACUGGAGAUGGAGAGCUGGGUGAGAGAAUGUGGAGCGGAGACCAGUUCCCAGGCAGUGGCCCUGGCCGAAGGAUUCCUCCUGAGUCAGGCAGAGGAGAGGAAGCAGGCAGAGCAGCAGGGAAAGUUUCUAUUAGCAGAAAUGGGCCCUGAUUCCUCUGAGGCAGAGAGGACUCCAUUGGACACCAGAGAGAGGCUGCUGGGUGACAGAAGGAUGCCGACAAGACCUCCUCACCCCUCUUUUCUUGGUGGUGGAGCAGAAGCAGCAGCUGUGGAACCAGAUCAGGUUCCGGUGUGGUUUGAAGAUGUAGCUGUUCAUUUCACAGAUGAGGAGUGGGCAUUGCUGGAUCCUGGCCAGAGAGCUCUGCAUAAGGAAGUCAUGGAGGAUAACUGUGGGAUCCUGGUCUCUCUCAGAGGGGAUGAAUUGGAAAGGAAGAAUAUGGGAGACCAUGACAAAAUCCACACAGUGGAGAAUCCAUAUCAAUAUAUGGAGUGUGGUGAGAGCUUCAGUCAGAGCUCCCUUCCCACUUCCCAUCAAAUAAACCCCAUUGGGAAGAAACACUACCAGUGCCUGGAAUGUGGAAAGGGCUUCACUCGGAACUCCCGCCUCACGGCCCAUCGAAGAAUUCACACAGGGGAGAAACCCUAUCAGUGCUUGGACUGUGGAAAGAGCUUCACUACAAGCACAAGCUUCCAUCGACAUCAGAGAAUUCACUAUGAGGAUAAAGACUAUCAGUGCUUGGAAUGUGGAAAGCGGUUCAGGUGGAAGGUCAGCCUCACUUCCCAUCAAAUAAUUCAUACAGGGGAGAAUCCUUAUCAGUGCUUAGAGUGUGGAAAGAGCUUCAGUCAGAGGGCCCAUCUCACCACCCAUCAAAGAAUUCAUACAGGAGAGAAACCAUAUAAGUGCUUGGAAUGCGGGAAGAACUUUAAUACAAGGCCAAACUUCCAUCGACAUAAAAGUAUACACCGUGAGGAGAAACCAUAUCAAUGCUCGGAAUGUGGAAAGGGGUUCAAGUGGAAGAGCAGUCUCACUUCCCAUCAAAGAAUUCAUACAGGGGAGAGUCCCUAUCAGUGCUUGGAGUGUGGAAAGAGCUUCAGGUGGAAGGACAGUUUCACUUGCCAUCAAAGAAUUCAUACAGGUGAAAAUCCCUAUCAGUGCUUGGAGUGUGGAAAGAGUUUCACUGUGAAGAAAAACCUCACUUGCCAUCAAAGAAUUCAUACAGGCGAGAAACCCUAUCAGUGCUUUGGGGAGAGCUCCCAUCUCAUUUCCCAUCAAUUAACUCACAGUGCGGAGAAACCAUAGCAAUUGCUGUGUAGUGAUGACUGCUUGGGAGAGACUAUGGAAGGUAGAUUUGAAAUUUACUGCAUAUUAUACCUUGAGAGAAAACUAUAUGAAAAUAAUCUAAAUACAGUAUACUUAACACCAUAUAAACUAGCAAAGAUAUAUAAAAAUGUACAUGUUGGAAAUGUCAACAGGAGGAAGGGUAAUUGUAUAAUAUGUGGUGGUCCUGUGAAAAGGCAAAGUGUUUGGGGGAGAUGAUAUAUAAUUAACUGAAAAGGAUGUUUAAGAUGACAGUUCCUUAAAAAACCUGAAGUGUUUCUGCUAGGAGCAAUGGAGCAAUGGGGACAGAGGUCUGAGAAAGCUAAUUUAUUUAUGUAGCAACAACAGCAGCUAGAACUUUAUAUGCACAGAGGUGAAAGAGGAGGGAUUACCAACAAAGGAGGAAUGGCUUCUGAAACUGAGGGAUUGUGCUGAAAUGGUGAAAUUAACUGCCAAAUUAAGAGGAUAUAAUGAUGAAGUGUUCAAGGAGGAUUGGAGACCAUUGAUGGAUUAUAUAUUGUAUGAACCAGACAUGAAGGUGUUGGCAGGAUUUGAAAUAUUAAUGGAGAGGUGAAAGAAUUAACAAUCCUGGAGUUUAGAAAGUAAAAACAUAUGUGCUGUAAAACAACUAAUAAAAUGGAGCAAAAAACAAACAUUAGGAAAGGGAGGUGGGACAUCAAGAAGAAAAUUUAUGGGGUAAAAAUAUUAUAUAAUGUUCUGAAAUACUUUUGGAGAUUUAAUAAAAAUGUUUUUUAAAAAAAACACACCAGUUGCUAUGUAGUAGUUAAAUUUUAAGAGACUUUAAUUAGUAUUUGGGUGAGGAGUGCAACGGUGUUCUUGUGCUUCGUAACCCCAGCAGAGAAGUCAGUCUUGCCUCUCAGAGCCAUGGGGUGCAAACCCGGUGCCCAAUAUUUCUUCAUACUACGAAUCCAGAUCUCCAAGAUGGAAGUCAUUGGCCAAGUGUUGAAUUUAUCAAAAUCACUGAGGCCUAAUUGGAUCCGUAGAAUGUUUGGGAUCUGGUGGGCGGGGCUUGUGUGUUCUGCUCCGGAACCAGCCCCUCCCUUCAGGGGGUUCCGCAAGAGGGACCAACGGCCUCUUUGUGCUUCAUGCUGUUGUAUUUAGUCAUUCUGUUACAGUUUUAUUUAUUAUUAAAGCGGAGUUUAAGCGAGCCACUUGUUUUUCUCAAAGAAAAAGAAACUCUGCUGAGGAAAGGGGUGGAGUGUCCAUGAGGAAGAAAGAGUUCUCUGUUCUUCAGGCAUCAAAGGUGGUUGGGAGCAACAAUAAACAGAGUUUUCUUUCUUCAGCCAAAUCCACUUCUCUUCUCCCCACGUCCAACACAGGGAAGGAGCCUUAGAUGGAAUAGAGGCUCUGAGCAGAUGCAACUCCACCCCUGCGACAGCGCCUGGCGCCCUUUUUUCCAUGCCUUGUGGACAGAGCACCAGAUCUUGGCCAGGGGGACAUUUUUGUCAGGGUCUGGCAUAUAUUCCUCAAGCGCAUGACCCUGUUCUCCUUCCGCCCCAGUGUGAAGGGAAACUCUCUUGACAGGAGGCCUUGUGCCUCCCAGGAAGUUUUGAUCUUCUUCUUCUUCCUCUCUAGAUAUGGAAACCGCUUUGUCCCGAACGUUCUUCUCACGGGACACCUGGGUGUGUCUGUCUGGAGGCCCUACACAUGAGUAGACCAGCAGAGACACAUGCCCGACUGGCAUGAUCUCUCCCUUCUGGUCGGUUGUUUGGGAGACUCAAAAUCUUUCUCCAGCCCGAACAUCACAGUGACUGAUGCCUUAGAGACAUCAGCACACUUUAGGAUCCGCAGAGUAUGCGUAGCCAGCAUACAGACUCAGUAGCACAGCAUUUGGCUAAACUACUUUUUUUUACAUAUAUACACUCGGAGCAUUGUAACUCAGCUCCUUCAGCAUCAGACAGCAAAGAGAACAAAACAAAGGAACAAACGUCCUACAUCAUGGAAACACAGUAAUACAAACAUCCUGUCUCCGUCACUUCCUACACUGUGGAAUGAAAACAUACACCGUCAUGUAUGCCAAGAUGGUGUGUGGCGUCUUCAGUAGAGAUGGUUGGAGGUUGGAUCAGAGGAUGAGACGGGUGGCAGGCCUUGAAGAGGACACCCCCACACUAACAAACAAACAUGCUUGUGAGGUAGUUUAGGGUGAGAGACUGGCUGACUGGCCCAAGGUCAUACACUGAGCUUCGUGGCGACUCUUGCCUCCCCUCCCAGGUCCGGCCCUAUGGAAUAUAACGCCAAAUCCUACUGUAUAUUUUGUUUUGCUGCUGCAUCACACUAUUGAAUCAUGUUAAGCUAAUUGUCUGCUAGGACCCCUUGACCCUUUUCUCAUAUGCCACUGGCAAUCCAGAUGUGCCCCACCUGAUAUUUGUGCAUCUGGUUUUUCCUGCCUAUGUGCAGAACCUGUCACGGUCUGGUCGGCGGGCGUCAGGACCAGAGGCAAGAUGGUGGUGUAGAAGCAGGAACAGGUGCAGGGCUGAGGGUCCAGCAGCAGGCAGUUGCAGGGUCAAGGAGCAAGGCAGAGACGAAGGUCCAAGGAGCAAGAAGCAAGGCGAAGGCUCAAGGAACAAGAAGCAAGGUGAAGGCUCAAGGAACAAGAAGCAAGGUGAAGGUCCAAGGGUCGAGGAGCAAGGCGUCGGCAAGGCAAGGGUCCACGGAGCAAGGAUCAAGACGUCGGCGAGGCAAGGGUCAAAGGAG
Messenger RNA from Zootoca vivipara (common lizard), 4544 nucleotides. RefSeq lists its product as uncharacterized. The record is from RefSeq and is a predicted model, not a curated record. Gene Ontology annotation, molecular function: RNA polymerase II transcription regulatory region sequence-specific DNA binding; DNA-binding transcription factor activity, RNA polymerase II-specific. Gene Ontology annotation, biological process: embryo development; regulation of transcription by RNA polymerase II. Lineage: Eukaryota; Metazoa; Chordata; Lepidosauria; Squamata; Lacertidae. Gene Ontology annotation, cellular component: nucleus.